This is a messenger RNA of Pyricularia oryzae 70-15, 878 nucleotides long. RefSeq names its product nuclear transport factor 2. Gene Ontology annotation, biological process: protein import into nucleus. The transcript has 6 exons. Bases 202 to 582 code for a protein of 126 amino acids. Lineage: Eukaryota; Fungi; Ascomycota; Sordariomycetes; Magnaporthales; Pyriculariaceae. The record is from RefSeq and is a predicted model, not a curated record. Gene Ontology annotation, cellular component: nuclear pore central transport channel.
GCGCGGAUGACCCCACCAUCAGGUUGGGCCAACCCCUCGAUACGCCCGAUCGAGCACCUUCGAUCAACAACACCUUGGACGUCAACAACUCAAAAUUGAGGAAUUUUAGCCUACAGGGGAAAACAACCGCCUCACACAGAGCCAACACUGCUUUUGUUCUUGAUUUUCUAGGCAUAGGAAUCAGCUUUCAAAACUUUCAAGAUGACGACUCCCCAGGCUGUUGCGACGGAAUUCGUCCAGUUCUACUAUAGCGAGUUUGACAAGGGAAGGGAGGCUCGCGCCGCAUGGUCGAACCUCGUCUACACUGACCAAUCCGUCCUGACCUUCGAGUCGACCGAGCACCGAGGAAAGACUGCCAUCGCAGAGAAGCUGUCGGGCUUGCCUUUCGAGGUUGUGAAGCACCAGGUCUCAACACUUGAUGUUCAGACUACGGUUCACGAUGGUAUCAUUAUCUUGGUCACCGGUCAGCUGUUGGUCGAUGAGGAGCAGCGGCCCAUGAACUUCAGCCAGGUAUUCCAGCUUCUCAAGGCUGAUGAUAGGUGGUAUGCACUCAACGACGUGUUCAAGCUGGUGCUGGGUUGAGUUUUUUCCAAGCCUGAAAGUCCACUCGGAUUGCCAAGGGCUUCUUUUCCGCAGUAUGGAGGAAGACUCGGCGUAAAGAUUGGAAGUGGGGGUCCGAUAAUGUUUGUGUAUUCGACCAGAGAUUGGAAGGCCGGCAGUUACUCGUAGUUGGUACACCGUAGCGGGAACUACGUCGCGACCUUUGAAUCAUUUCUCCUGAUUAAACAGCAAAUGUCAACUCUUGUGCUUUGGUGUUGAGCAUACAAGGCCUGAAGUCGAGAGGCAUGAUCCCGGUACAUUUUCUCUCUUGUCCUAGG